This is a messenger RNA of Penicillium angulare, 1002 nucleotides long. RefSeq lists its product as uncharacterized. Lineage: Eukaryota; Fungi; Ascomycota; Eurotiomycetes; Eurotiales; Aspergillaceae. The record is from RefSeq and is a predicted model, not a curated record. Bases 1 to 1002 code for a protein of 333 amino acids. The transcript is spliced from 2 exons.
AUGACGCUGCCACCUACUGAGUACGGUGCGUUGACGACGCAAUUCAUGCCGGCUGCAAAUUGUUCGGCUCGAUGGGUAAACUAUGAAGAAACCAAUGCACUUCUUCAAUGGGGUGUGAAAUGCACCCCGAUGGGUACAGGCAAAAGUGCCUCGUGCAAGACGACGAUGGACCCUGUGUGCUUUCCAGAGGCGAUGCAGACUUCUCGUGCGAAUCAUGUUUUUUCUCCUGGAGUCUCAUGCCCUAAAGGCUGGACGUCAGUGCAUACCUCUACAUAUAAGGAGCGAGGCGAGAUAGGCUUGGACGGUGUGACUGCGACCUUGGGUGUCGGUCAGGUUGCCACAGUUUGUUGUCCCAUUAAUUAUGGAUUCGCAUCACACGGCUGUAACAUGAACACGACAACAGUUAUGCCACGGGAACAAAUUAUUACGACUGGAUCGACAUGCGCCGUGACGACCGCGGGCGCGUUUUCCAACGGGAUCAGCACAAACGCUACUGGCGCGACAGGGGGAAUCGCGAAGACUGCUACAUUCUCUGCCACUCCAAUUAUUUUGGUUGCAGAACUAAAUAAAACGAGUGAGAGCUCAGGUUCCUCGGGUCUAUCUAGUGGAGUCAAAAUCGCGAUUGGGGUGUGUGUCCCGGUUGGUAUCCUGAUUAUUGCCGCUGCGGUUUUCAUUUGGUGGCAUAGGCGCAAUAAGAGAAGAAGAGCAGAGAAAUCUUCCGAUCCUUCUACUGCGCGUAAUGAUUCUUCUGGGAAAGAUGUGGAUGAGGAAGGACCAAUAUUUCCUGGUCCUGAGUUGGCGGGAAAUGAACCAAUGUACCACAGGUCUGAAUUGGAGACGCAGGAGCGACCCGUUGAACUUCCUAAUGAGCGAAGCCCUUCUACACCGCAAGCUGAGCUACCUGGGGAUUUUGGAGAGAUUUUGGCAAAGAAAAAUAUAGAAGAGGAGCUCAAGGGGAUUGUCGAAAAUACUGUCUCUCUGUCAGCAAAAGAACCUGUUUAA